Messenger RNA from Orbilia oligospora ATCC 24927, 753 nucleotides. RefSeq lists its product as uncharacterized. The transcript has a single exon. The record is from RefSeq and is a predicted model, not a curated record. Bases 1 to 753 code for a protein of 250 amino acids. NCBI's taxonomy places the organism in Eukaryota, Fungi, Ascomycota, Orbiliomycetes, Orbiliales, Orbiliaceae.
AUGAACGUCGAACAUUGUCAAUUCGUCAUCAUGCGCCGCAACGAAAAGGGCAAAUACGAUCUUGAGACCAAAUUACGCACUUGGACCGAAUACGACCGCCAGCAGGCCGAAGCCGCAAAGAACGACCCAAACCUAGCAGCCCAGCGUGCAGCCAAACAAAAGAAGUUCCAAUCGCUUAAGAGGAAAUGGGGCGGUUGUCCGGAUGGAUGUAUGCAUGGAGCGCAGAUGGCGGGGUAUCAGCCUGCGGCUACUGCCGCCCACCAACACCCGCAUUCACAUCAUCAGCAGUCUAUUGCGGCAGUGAUUGAUCAGCAUGACAAGGGGGCUAUUGAGAAGGCCAUUGCCGGGAACUUGUGCUCAAAUUGUGGGCAUGAAGUGAGCAGGGGCAAGAGUAGUAAGAAAGUGUCGAGACCAGUGGUUAGGGUUGAGCCGCCUUCAGCGAUCGAUACUUCAUCGGAUGAGGAAGGUAGGACGAGCAGUGAUGGGAAGUUGCAUAGUAGUGUUAUUAGGGGAAGGGACGGUGGUGGUAGCAAGAGCGGGUUUAACAGCGACUAUGAGGCUGAAGACGAGAUUGAUAGUGAAAGGGAAAAGCAAGAGGUCCAUGAGGAGAAUUUUAAGUUGCUGCAUGCGAAGACCGAAAAGCUUGGAGACAUUAAGAGUGACUCUGAGUGGUCAAGGGGUUCGCAAGCAGACUCCGAAGGUGGUGGUAACGGACCCGUUCAUGGAAAAGGGAAGGGGGUUUCAAAGGCGUGA